Spodoptera exigua (beet armyworm) is the source of this 471-nucleotide messenger RNA. The record is from the annotation of a GenBank genome assembly. Lineage: Eukaryota; Metazoa; Arthropoda; Insecta; Lepidoptera; Noctuidae.
AUGGUGGUAUUUUUGAAAAUUCUUUGUUCUGAUAGUAGAAUGGUGCCGAUCAACUACGUGACCAUCGAUCCUAAUCUUUAUGAGCCUACACCAGGUCGGGAACGUACUCAGUCUGUUGAAAAUGAGGAAAACCUGCAUGAAAAAGUAAUUGGACUGCGGGACCCAUACGAAGAACCUGAUACUGAGGAAUACUUUGACUAUGACAGGAAACAAAACACUGAAAUGACUAAGCCGUGUUCCGUCGUAGUCUUGUCCAGCAUGCAGAACCCAAAUAUGCAGUCGCUGUUACGCAAAUAUCGAUAUGACGCAAAUGGUGUGCUGAUACCGAGCAGUGUGAAAUACUUCAUUAAGUUGCCCCAAGGUCUUCGAGCAUCGCCUAUCCUCGUGCCUUUGAACGACAAGGCUUUUUCACCUUUAGGCGGAUUUGUGAGGUAUUACAAAGAAGUUCCACCAAUCCCCCAUGCUUGGUGA